AUGGAUAUAACAUCGUCACCAUAUUGGCCAAGGGGUAACGGAAAGGCGGAAUCGGCAGUAAAGAUAGUGAAAACGUUUAUGAAAAAAUGUGCUGAUAUCCAAUUGGCUCUCCUUACUUAUAGAAACACACCACAGGAGGGACAUUCGUUAAGUCCAGCACAGAGGAGUAUGGGUCGCAGGACUAGACUUAACAUUCCAGGGUUUCCAGAGAUGCUUGGGCCUGAAUAAGGAUGUGUCAAAGUUGGUACAGUCAGAAAUCAGUCUCAAAAGAGAGAAGGCGAAGAAGUUUUAUGACAGGAAGGCUGGGAAGGAACAUCUAAAUGUGCCAAUUGAAAGCUAUGUCUACAGCAAACCAUGCCCUCGUAAUAGAUCAAGUCCAUGGCAGUAUGGUCAAGUCGUGAGGAAGCCCACGUCAAGGUCAUAUGUAAUAAGUACUUCAAAUGGUACUGUGCGAAGAAAUCGAGCACAAAUACGCCAAGCUUCCCUUCCUUCACCCCAGGUGAAAAUGAAUGAUGAUAUCAAGCUCAAGAUGCAGAUUCCAGAAGAUCCAGGUAAUCUUCAAUUGUCGGACAGUCAGUCUACAGCCCCUGAGGUGCAAGGGCAGUCACAAGUACUUACUCCUUCUAGUAAGGAAUUCAAUUCUUCAGGUGAUGAUUCUAAUGAAGGAUCUAGCCUGGGUACAUUGUAUAGAACAAGAUUUGGAAGAGUAGUUAGAUCACCUAAGAUCUUUGAUCCUUCAGGUUAAUUUAUUCGAGCUUUAAAAGGAUAAUUAUUUAAAUUAAACAUUUUUGUUAAAGACGAGAAAACAUUUAAAGAAAAGAGAGACAAAGAAGCUUUAUGAACAGGGGGGAUAUUACUGUGUACUUACAGUGAUAGCAUAAGUGAUGAUGGAAAAUUAGGGAUAGGUUUAACAAGAUGGCGACCGUGUAAUAUAAAAGCUUGUAUUUUAGGAUUUUGUGUUAUUAGUUUACAAAGUCAGCUAUAGUAACUGUAUUUGGUCCCUAAUGUUCUCCAAACCAUUGCAUGUGUAUAUUUCGCCUGCUCCGGCAUUUUAUUUCUAGUUUUCUUUUUUCUUUUUAUUUUAACAAAUAUGUUUGGACCAAAUAAAUUUGUGCGAAUAUUUAUGUGUACGAAAUAGAUCUACAAGACUAUGGCAAAUCAAAUAUUCAACCUAAUAAAAAAGAAAUAUAUAUGGAAAAUCCAAAAAAGCAAGGUACCUGUUAAGGACUCUUGAGGACACAUGCAAGGCACCUGCCAGUAAAGUAGAAAUAUGAAAGUACACAAGUGUUCAUUAUAUUAGUACAUCUGUCAUCCACUUAUUAAAUGGAUGAAUGAAUGGGAAGUAACGAAGAAAUGAACUGGGCAAUCGAAAAGCGAUAAAGAAGAGUAAUUAAAAUAUACAGAAAGCAAAAUUCCGUAUGGUUCGUUGGAUGGACGGGUCAACAAUGACAGACAGGUAGACAUAUAGACUGAGGAAUAAAUGAAUCCACCUCCGUCCUGUGGCAAGGAUCGAUAUUCACGCAUAAAGGAUUACAACGGCGUUUGAACUACAUAAGGAAGACCUGAAUUGCGGUCGUCUUCAAAGAAUGAAGCAUAAUUGUUUAUCUUCAGAUUAAGGUAAUUUUGAAAAUCCUGGUUCUCAAAUUUAAUAGAUACAGGCCGUUUUCCACCAGGCGGAAUUUUGCGCGCGAAACGGAAUUUUUCUAUGUCUUUUCUAAUUAGUUCCACCCGAGAAAUCACAAGACAAAGAAAAAUUCCGCUCCGCGCGGAAAAUCCGCCUAGUGGAAAAGGGCCUUAAUUUCCCCUUGAGGCUUGAACUCUCUCAAUUAUCCUAUCUUUCGCCUGUCUAUUUUGAAAUUUGUGUUGCCUGACAAGCAACGACUUAACCAGUGAAACGUAGAGUGUACGCGUGAUUUUAAUGUCUGCUAACGAUGGGCAUACAUGUUCUCUGCAGCUCAAAAAGUAAUGUGAUUACGUUCGGCGAUAGAAUUUCAUUUAUGUGAGAGUUCCAAGGAAUUUUGCUGAAUAAGGUGACUCCAAUGUCUCUCUCCUCUUCAAUUUACAGCAAC
Messenger RNA from Paramuricea clavata, 2069 nucleotides. The record is from the annotation of a GenBank genome assembly. Lineage: Eukaryota; Metazoa; Cnidaria; Anthozoa; Malacalcyonacea; Plexauridae.